Molecule: messenger RNA, 3246 nt
Organism: Sycon ciliatum
Lineage: Eukaryota; Metazoa; Porifera; Calcarea; Leucosolenida; Sycettidae
Product: serine/threonine-protein kinase tousled-like 1-B
Exons: 1
Coding region: 230-2356 (708 amino acids)
Biological process (GO): peptidyl-serine phosphorylation; intracellular signal transduction; chromosome segregation
Cellular component (GO): nucleus
Molecular function (GO): ATP binding; protein serine/threonine kinase activity
Source: RefSeq, a predicted model, not a curated record
AGCAAAAUUCCCCUGUAUUUCUCACUUUUGAGUUUUUGUUUGUCACAGUUUCUAUUUCUCUUUCCACGUCUAGAGUCAUUUGGCAAACAGCGCCCAUUCACUUUUCAUUCCUUACUUACCUCCAGCUGGCCCUGGUCUCGUGGGUUCCUAAUUUUCGAUGUGCUACCCAAAAGCACGGCGAAUUAUUACCUCAAUUUGAUCUGCGAAAAUCUACCUGAAUUUGUUGAAAAUGGCUACUGACAAUGGUGCUCAGCUGGAUCAAGCGAAGGCGUUCUUGAGUGCCACUCCUGAUGACAUUAGGGGCAUGGUCAACCAACUGCCGAACGUGGAUAUCAACAGGCAACUGUUGCUGGAAGGUCGGCUGCGUGGCGUGCAGGAGCAUUUCUCCAAAUUGCGAAAUGAAAAAGAGCAGCAUGAGCAACAGCAGGAGGAGCAGCAGAGCGCCGCAUCGCCUCUGCCAGAAGCAGAGAGCAUUGCUACGCCGCGUACUCCUGGUGCCGUGGCAGGUGCGUGCAGGACCCCAAAUAGUGGCGCUGCCGAGUCGCCGAUUGUGCUUCACGACCACUGCGCUGACUCGAAUCUCAGUAAUAUCAGCGAGGCAUCGCUUGAGGCCAUUGAGGAAGAUGUGCACAAAAGCAAAGGUCGCAAACGUAAGGCGGCCGAGUCCGCGUCUACGGAGCGACCCAGCAAGAAGAUCAGCGACUUCUUUGGCAAGUCGAUGUCGCCGUUUUCGUCGUCGUCGGCGUCCACACCUCCUGGAUCAUCUAAGAGUAGCGGGUCAUGCACGAAAGCCGUACAGACAGAUCUAGCCGGACGGGACAUCGACGGGAUGCUCGUGGAGCGCGCCGAGGCCAGCGCCACCGAGUCGCAGAAGGACGGCACAAUCGGCGAGCUAAAGCGCCUGCUGGCCAGCAACCGGACCGAGAUGGACAAGCGGCAUCGUCAGCUGGCCAGGUUGGUCGGGCUGCAUCGCGACCUGCUGCGCGAGCAGUACGACCAGCGCCGGCAAGCGGCUCGCCAGAACGCCAUGCAGAACAGCCUGCGGCUGGGCCACUUCACCAUGCAGCGCGGCGCCUCGCGCUACUCGGAGAUCUGGACGGAAGGCACGGCGUUCCAGGAGCUGCGGCAGCGGCAGCUGGAGAUACGGCAAGAGCGCGACGAGCUGCAGAAGAAGAAACGGCCGGGUGGCCGACCGAAAAAGGCCAACAACGCGUCGACCACUUCCGCUGGGGACGCUGGCUUCCAGAAGCCUGCUCCUCCCAUGUCCGUGAAUGUGUAUCAAACGGAACAACAUCAGAACGAACAGGAAGAGAUCAUCAAGCUACGCGAGAAGCAGCUGCGGAAAGAAGAGCAAGACCUGCUACUGGAGAACGAGAAACUAGAGCGAGAGCGCAACUUGCACAUCCGGGAGUUGAAACGUAUCGACGGCGAGAAUGUGUCGCAGUUCAGCAAGUUCCCGCUGAUGAGCCACGAGCGCUACAUUUUCCUGGAGCUGCUCGGUAAGGGCGGUUUCAGCGAGGUAUACAAGGCGUUUGACUUGAAGGAGUUUCGCUACGUCGCCUGCAAAGUCCACCAGCUGAGUCGCGAGUGGAAGGAAGAGCGUAAGGCCAACUACCUGAAGCACGCGUCGCGAGAGAGCAAGAUCCACGAAAAGCUGGAGCAUCCGCGCAUCGUGCGCCUGUACGACAGCUUCGUGAUCGACCAGAGCUCGUUCUGCACGGUGCUGGAGUACUGCGCCGGCAACGACCUCGACUUUGUGCUGAAGCAGAACAAGAUGAUCCCUGAGCGCGAGGCACGCUCCAUCGUGUGCCAGGUGGUGAGCGCCCUGCGCUACAUGAACAGCAUACAGCCGCCGGUCAUCCACUACGACCUGAAGCCCGGCAACAUUCUCCUGUGCUCCGGCUCGGCGACCGGCGAGAUCAAGAUCACCGACUUUGGCCUGAGCAAGAUCAAGGAGGGCGACAGCGGCGCCGAUAUGGAGCUGACCUCGCAGGGCGCCGGCACCUACUGGUACCUUCCGCCCGAGUGCUUCCUGAUCAGCCGCAACGGGCCGGCCAUGAUCUCCAGCAAGGUGGACGUGUGGUCCGUCGGCGUCGUCUUCUUCCAGUGCCUUUUCGGCGUCAAGCCCUUCGGCAACGACCUGACGCAGGCCAGCAUUCUCGAGCAGAACACGAUCCUGAAUGCGCGCGAGGUCGAGUUCCCGGCGAAGCCCGCCGUCAGCCAGGAGGCGAAGACGUUCAUUCGCCGCUGCCUCACCUACCACAAGGACGAGCGGCCGAGCGUGAUGGAUCUGGCACAGGACGCCUACUUGCAGAACAAGACCGCCGCUCCGAAAAGCACCAACGCAGCGGCGUAGUGAGUGAGCGCUCAUCGGGAUCGAGGUGACAACAAUCGAUGUGAAGUAUGUUGAGCUGCGGAGAGUAUUAUGUGCUCGAGUAGGACCACCCACCGCAGCGUAGUGAGUGAGUGCUCGUAGGCAUUGAGGUGACAGCCGAUGUGAACUAAGCUGAGCUGCGGGGAGUAUAUGUGCUCGAGUAGGAUCACCCACAGAAUUGAGCCAUGCCGGAUACGCUCUCUUUUGCAUGUUCUGUGCUGUGUUUGUUUUCUAGCUGCCAUUUUAAAAUUACUCCACGCUAUCCCCGCUGACACCCUACUAGAUGUGUACUUUUGUUGAUCCAGUGUCAUAUUUUCCCCUGUGUCUAACUAUGUAUGGGUGUGUGUGUGUGUGUGUGUGUGUGUCUUUGGUUUUUUUUAGCUUCUUUGUAGUGCCGUCGCUGGGCAGAGUGACCCUUGAGGUAAUUUUAAGUUUUUUUUAACCAUCUCUAUCUCUCCCUCCCUGUGUGUGUGUGUGUGUGUGUGUGUGUGUGUGUGUGUGUGUGUGUGUGUGUGUGUGUGUGCGUGUGUAUGUAUGAGUGUGGGUGCUGCAAACAGAGUUUAUUCAAUAUUGCCAUCUAUCCGAAGAAGAGGCUUGCAAAUUUUCCCUUGCUGCGAUUUAUCGUGUUUCCACUCCUGGUGUUUUCUGCAGUUUACGAGAGUUUCAUUUUUUUAUACAGCUUCUUAUACGCUAUUGCUGGUUUUUAGUGGAAAAUGAGGAGUAGCCUUUUUUGGCAGUACAUAUAGUACUGUCUUCUGUUGUCUGUGACCUAUUCACCGUAUCUGAUCAUCGUUCAAGUUUCUCAAUGGACAGCAGCCAGCACGGUGUGUCUGGGUGCGCAGCUGCCCCGUGAACCGAGCGGCCUUGCGUGA